CAAGAAUUACUCGUGGAAAAAAUCUCCGGCCCGCAAAGGCCUCUCCUCUCGUAUUUCAUUAUACUGCUUUCCUGCAUUUCAUUCCCUCUGUCGUAUUCCCCCUCCUUCGCUGGCUCUCUCUAAAAAGGGUAUCAGAGGCGGCAUGGCGAUCUUAGGGGAGGAGGGCGAGGUCCAGCCCUUGGGCUUGUUCCUUUCCAUCGGAUUGGAUCGACGCACGGCGGAGAACGCCCUCGUAAACCCUAAGGUCACCGCCAACCUCACGGCGGUCAUCAAAGAGGCUAAAGUUGUAGAUGGAUGCAGCAAGACUGUUGGGAAUCUGUUAUAUACGGUUGCAACGAAAUACCCAGCCAAUGCACUCGUCCACCGCCCAGUUUUACUGGAAUACAUUAUUUCGUUGAAGAUAAAGAACCCUGCCCAGCUAGAUGCAGCGCUAACAUUUCUUUCAAACGUGGGUCCUGAAGCUUUUCAGUCGAAAGAUUUUGAAGAAACUUGUGGCGUAGGCGUGGAGGUUUCCAUUGAAGAAAUUCAGUCAGCAGUUACUGCAGUUCUGAAAGAAAAUAUGGAAGACAUUUUGGAAUUGCGCUAUCAUAUAAAUGUUGGGAACCUUUAUGGACAAGUUAGAAAGUGGCACCCAUGGGCUGAUGCUAAAAUUGUGAAGGAAGUGAUUGAUGAAAAGCUUCAUGGGAUUCUUGGUGAGAGGACAGCAGCUGAUGAUAAAAAGCCUUUGAAAAAGAAGAAGCAAAAACCUGUGAAUGUUGAGGAUCGAAAGAAUGAUGUAGUUACUUCUGACCCACCCUCUGAAGAGGACAUUAACCCUUUCUCUAUAUUUCCACAACCAGAGGAAAACUCCAAGGUUCACACAGAGAUAUUCUUUAGCAAUGGAGCUAUAUGGAGAGCUCACAACACGAAGGAGUUGCUAGAGAGGCAUCUUAAAGCAACUGGAGGAAAAGUUCUCACUCGCUUCCCACCUGAACCUAAUGGAUACCUACAUAUUGGUCAUGCUAAGGCUAUGUUUAUUGAUUUUGGUCUGGCAAAAGAGAGAGAUGGAUCAUGUUAUUUGAGAUUUGAUGAUACCAACCCCGAAGCUGAGAAAAGAGAAUACAUUGAUCAUAUCCAGGAAAUUGUCCAGUGGAUGGGUUGGCAGCCAUUCAAGGUGACAUAUACCAGUGACUACUUUCAAGAUUUAUAUGAACUUGCUGUUGAGCUGAUACGAAGAGGACUAGCUUAUGUUGAUCAUCAGAGCCCUGAAGAAAUCAAGGAGUAUCGUGAGAAAAAGAUGAACAGUCCAUGGAGGGAUAGACCGAUUGAAGAAUCAUUAAAGUUGUUUGAUGAUAUGAAGCGGGGCUUGAUUGAUGAGGGCAAGGCAACACUUAGGAUGAAGCAAGAUAUGCAGGGUGAUAAUAAAAAUAUGAAUGAUUUGGUAGCAUAUCGUAUUAAGUUCACACCCCACCCACAUGCGGGUGACAAAUGGUGUAUAUAUCCGAGUUAUGAUUAUGCUCACUGCAUUGUGGAUUCUCUUGAAAACAUCACGCAUUCACUAUGCUCACUAGAAUUUGAAAUUCGUCGUCCUUCAUACUACUGGUUACUGGUAGCAUUGGGCCUUUACCAACCAUAUGUUUGGGAAUACUCACGGUUAAAUAUUUCAAACACAGUUAUGUCUAAGCGCAAGUUGAACCGGCUCGUUACUGAGAAGUGGGUGGAUGGCUGGGAUGAUCCACGUCUAAUGACUCUAGCUGGGUUGAGACGUCGAGGAGUGUCUUCAACUUCAAUUAAUGCUUUCAUUCGAGGAAUUGGAAUUACAAGAAGUGAUAAUAGUAUGAUACGCUUUGAUCGUCUUGAGUAUCACAUAAGAGAAGAGCUCAAUAAAACUGCACCUCGAACUAUGGUGGUGUUGCAUCCUCUUAAGGUUGUCAUCACAAAUCUUGAUAGUGGAUCAACAAUAUAUCUUGAUGCAAAGAUCUGGCCUGAUGCUCCUUCAGAUGAUGUUUCUUCUUUUUACAAGGUUCCUUUCACAAAAGUUGUAUAUAUUGAAUGCUCAGAUUUUCGCCUCAAGGAUUCGAAAGAUUAUUAUGGGCUUGCCCCUGGUAAAUCUGUUCUCCUCAGAUAUGCCUUCCCUAUUAAAUGUACGGAAGUUAUAUAUGGGGAUAAUGCAGAUAAUAUUGUCGAGAUCCGAGCUGAGUAUGAUCCUUCAAAGAAAACAAAACCAAAGGGUGUUCUUCAUUGGGUUGCUCAACCUUCUUCUGGGGUUGACCCUCUCAAGGUUGAAGUCAGAUUAUUUGAGAAAUUAUUUCUUUCAGAGAAUCCUUCUGAGCUGGAGGAUUGGCUAUCUGAUUUGAGUCCCCAUUCUAAGGAGGUGAUACCAGAAGCAUAUGCAAUACCUUCACUUGCUAGCGCUGUAGUGGGUGACAAGUUUCAGUUUGAAAGGCUCGGCUAUUUUGCUGUGGAUCCAGAUACCACUCCAGGAAAGCUGGUCUUCAACAGAACUGUUACCCUUCGUGAUUCCUAUUCAACAAAAGGUGGAAACAAAUAGGUUCAUGUAUGCCACCGGAGCUGUUCUUUUUCUAGCUACGCUUGUAACAUGACAAGAACAAGGCUCUGCUGAAAGCAUCAUGGUAACUCAGUUGCUCAAAACUAUAGAUUCAAGAUGUAAGAUUUUGCCUCUCUUUUCUUUCUUUCCUCUCUAUCAUAUUUCUGAUAUUUCAAUUUGCCACCUGUACUUAUAUUUUUUGGAAAUGAUCCACAAUCUGUUGUUGUCUAGGGAAAACAUAACUCAGGCUGUCAUUAACAAUAACCUUUCUCGCUUUUUAGGCUAGCUUUUUCUGUCUGACUUAGCUAUUUAGAUUGUGGUCUAAUGUGGAGUUCUUGUGGAAUGCUGGUUCAUGCUGAUAUAAACACAAUGGUGAGAGAUUUUUUUUUUU
Molecule: messenger RNA, 2918 nt
Organism: Elaeis guineensis (African oil palm)
Lineage: Eukaryota; Viridiplantae; Streptophyta; Magnoliopsida; Arecales; Arecaceae
Source: RefSeq, a predicted model, not a curated record